GGUCUGGAGGAGAUGAAGAAACUACUGCUACUGCUUCUGGGCUGUGCUGUUCAGUGUGAGAAAAAGGAAGAUUACAUCGAACGCAUCCAGACUCUGGAUUUCAACACCAAAGCUGCCAUCGCUUCCCACAUCCAAGAGGUAACGCACAACCCGGAGAAUGUCGUGGACCUGCAGUGGCUGGAAAGUGGGGAGCUGCCCGCCGAGGACCUGGCAAGCCUAUCCAGGAAUCUGGCCUUUCAUCUCAAACACGUGGUGGAUGACAGGGACACGCAGCUGGAGACUAUCGUGGAGCUGACCCAAGAGAGGGACUGUAUUCAGCUGUCUCCGCUGGGUACCGGUCCGGCCCAGUCGCCCAACGGCUCCCCCAGCAUGAGGAGGACAGAGAGCCGACAGCACCUCUCGGUGGAGUUGGCUGAUGCCAAGGCUAAGAUUAGACGUCUGCGGCAAGAAUUGGAAGAGAAGAGCGAGCAGCUUCUUGACACACGGCAGGAGCUGGAGAACAUGGAAGUGGAGCUCAAGAGGAUCCAACAGGAGAGCUACCAGCUUCUAUCAGACGCUCGCUCGGCCCGGGCGUACCGCGACGAGCUGGACGCCCUCCGAGAGAAAGCCAUCCGCGUGGACAAGCUGGAGAGCGAGCUGUGCCGCUACAAGGAGAGACUCCACGACAUUGAGUUCUACAAGGCCAGAGUGGAGGAGUUGAAGGAGGACAAUCAGGUCCUGCUGGAGACCAAAACCAUGCUGGAGGAGCAGUUGGAUGCCAGCAGGAGCCGAUCUGACAAACUGCACCUCCUGGAGAAGGAAAAUCUGCAGCUAAAAUCCAAAAUCCAUGAUCUGGAGAUGGAGCGAGAUUUAGAUCGCAAGCGAAUGGAGGAGCUGUUGGAGGAAAACCUGGUGCUGGAAAUGGCCCAGAAACAGAGCAUGGAUGAGUCCUUACACCUGGGCUGGGAGUUAGAACAACUGUCCAAAACACCAGAGCUGACUGAAGCACCUCAGAAGUCCCUCGGUGAAGAGGUGAAUGAGCUGACAUCCAGUCGGCUGCUAAAAUUGGAGAAGGACAACCAGACGCUGCAAAAGACGGUGGAGGAGCUCCGGGGAGGCACUGGUUCGGACUCGGUGGCCAAACUGGGCAAAGUCAGCCAGGAGAAUCAGAGGCUGAACCAGAAACUGGAGCAUCUGGAAAGUGAACUCGCGGCCGAGAAAGAGUCACUCCACAGCGCCGAGUCUCUGAGCACGGAUCUGAUGAAGGAGAAAGCCUUACUGGAGAAGACGCUGGAAACGCUGCGGGAAAAUUCCGAGAGACAGCUGAAGGGUCUGGAACAGGAGAACAAGCAUCUAAGCCAGACGGUGUCAUCCCUGCGUCAACGCAGCCAGGUGGGCGCCGAGGCUCGUGUCAAGGACGUGGAGAAGGAGAACCGCAUCCUCCAUGAGUCCAUCUGCGAGACCACGGGCAAGCUCAACAAGAUGGAGUUUGAGCGGAAACAGCUGAGAAAAGAACUGGAGUCCUUGAAAGAGAAGGGCGAGAGAGCGGAGGAGUUGGAGAUUCUGAUACAGAAGUUGGAGCGGGACAACGAAAGUCUGCAGAAGAGAGUGGCCAGUUUGGGAAUCACCUGCGAGAAGGUAUCGGCGUUGGAGAAGGAGAACACCGACCUGGAGGCGGAGAGCCGGCGCCUCAAGAAGAAGCUGGACAGUCUGAAGAACAUGGCCUUCCAGCUGGAGGCGCUGGAGAAGGAGAACUCGCAGCUGGAGCAGGAGAACCUUGAGGUGCGACGCUCGGCCGAGAGCUUCCGCUCAGCCGGGGUCAAGGCCGUGCAGCUCGAGGCCGAGAACAGGGAACUGGAGAGCGAGAGGAGCCAGCUUAAGCGCAGCCUGGAGCUCCUCAAAGCCACCUCCAAGAAAACAGAGCGAUUAGAGGUGAGCUACCAGGGCCUGGACACCGAAAACCAGCGCUUGCAGAAAGCGCUGGAGAACAGCAGCAAGAAGAUCCAGCAGCUGGAGGCCGAGCUUCAGGAGGUGGAGUCCGAGAACCAAACCCUCCAACGCAACCUGGAGGAGCUCAAGAUCUCCAGUAAGCGUCUGGAGCAACUGGAGCAGGAGAACAAGACGCUAGAGCAGGAGAGCUCCCAACUGGAAAAGGAUAAGAAGCUCCUGGAAAAGGAGAAUAAGCGGCUGAGGCAGCAGGCAGAAAUCCGCGACUCCAAGCUGGACGACAGCAACCAGCGAAUCACCAUCUUGGAGAAAGAGAACCGUACCAUGGGCAAGGAGAUGAUCUUUUUCCGGGACUCGUGCACACGGGUCAAAGACCUGGAGAGAGAGAACAAGGAACUGGUCAAACAAGGCACCAUUGAUAAGAGGACCCUCAUCACGCUGAGAGAGGAAUUGGUAAGCGAGAAGUUGCGCUCUCAGCAGACCAACAACGACCUGGAAAAACUGACGCAUGAGCUGGAAAAGAUUGGACUAAACAAGGAGAGGCUGCUGCUCGACGAGGACUCCGACGAUAGGUUUAAGCUCCUAGAAAGCAAACUGGAGUCAACGCUGAAGUCCUCAUUGGAGAUCAAGGAGGAGAAGAUCGCUGCCCUUGAGGCCAGACUGCAGGAGUCGUCCACUUUGAACCAGCAGCUUCGCCAGGAACUCAAGACCGUGAAAAAGAACUAUGAGGCUCUGCGUCAAAGGGAGGAGGAGGAGAGGAUGGUGCAGAGCUCGCCCCCUAGAGGUGUGGAGGACCCCCAGGCGGUCAGCAAAUGGGAAAAGGAGAGCCACGAGGCCACCAGGGAACUACUCAAGGUCAAGGACAGACUCAUCGAGGUGGAGCGGAAUAAUGCCACGCUGCAGGCAGAGAAGGCGGCGCUGAGGAGCCAGCUCAAACAACUGGAGACGCAGAGUUCCAACCUGCAGGCUCAGAUCGUGGCCGUGCAGAGACAGACCGCCUCUCUGCAGGAGAACAACACGACGCUGCAGACUCAGAACGCCAAGCUGCAGGUGGAAAACUCCACGCUGAGCUCGCAGGGCGCCACCCUGAUGGCGCAGCAUGCUCAGCUGCAGGGCCAGCAGAGCAGUGUGGAAAGCGAGCGCGAGGGAGCGCUGCGGGAGAAAGAGGAGCUCAGGUCCACGUACGAGCUGCUCCUGCGCGACCACGAGAAGCUGGCGGCGCUCCAUGAGAAGCAGGCGUCCGAGUUCGAGGUGCUCAUCGGCAAGCACGGCGGCCUGAAGAGCUCCCACAAGAGUCUGGAGCAGCAGCAUCGCGACCUGGAGGACAAGUAUAAGCAGCUCCUGCAGAGGAAAGGAGAUCUGGAGGAGCUGGAGAAGAACCUCAAGGAACAGCAAGACAAAAUGUCCGCAGAGAAUCAGGGCCACCGUGCUACGGCCGACCACUGCAAAUUGCUCAAAGAGGAAAACGACAGACUAAACACCACAUACCGCCAACUGCAGAAGGACAACGAGAACUUCCAGCUGGACCACAGGAGCAUCAAGAGUCAGCUGAAUGGCGCCAAGCUGGAGCAGACCAGGCUGGAGGCCGAGUUCUCCAAGCUGAAGGAGCAGUACCAACAGCUGGACAUCACCUCCACCAAACUCACCAAUCAGUGCGAGCUGUUGAGUCAGCUGAAGGGCAACCUGGAGGAGGAGAACCGACACCUGCUGGACCAGAUCCAGACGCUGAUGCUGCAGAACCGCACGCUGCUGGAGCAGACCAUGGAGAGCAAAGACCUGUUCCACGUCGAGCAGAGACAAUAUAUUGACAAGUUGAAUGAACUGAGGAGGCAGAAGGAGAAGCUGGAGGAGAAGAUCAUGGACCAGUACAAGUUCUAUGAUCCUUCACCGCCACGCAGGCGCGGCAACUGGAUUACGCUUAAAAUGAAGAAGUUCAAGACCAAAAGCCGCGAGCGAAUGCGCUCUCUCACGCUGACGCCAUCCCGCUCAGAGUGCGGCGACGGCUUCCUGUCCUUCCCCGCCGACAGCCAGGACAGCUCUUCGGUCGGCUCCGGGUCCAACUCGCUGGAUGACACGCUCGCGCACAAGAGGAGCAGCAGGAGGAGAGGCCAACGGUGCCUUGUUCAAGGGCAGGGCUCCAGCAAUGCUUUAAAAAGGUUGCCUUUCAUGAGGAACAGAUCCAAGGACAAAGACAAGGCCAAGGCCAUCUACCGGCGCUCCAUGUCCAUGAACGACCUUCUCCAGACCAUGACGGUGGCCGGCGUUCCGGGCGCCGACUGGGCAGGCAGCACGGAGAACCUGGACGGCGGCGAGGCGGGAGAUGUGGGCGGUGGGCGCCGCGAAGGGGGCGGCGGCCAGCGCAUGAAGGAACUGGCCUUCUCCACCAACGCCAUCGACUGCGCCACGCUCACGCUGCCCUCCUCCGCCCACAGGAGGGCCGCCCACAGGCUACAGAUCAAAGAUGAUGCUUCCUGCGAGGAUGUCGCUGGCUCCUCGGAUGAUCCAAAGAGUCAAGCCUCCAGACCCUCCAGUCUCCAUAGCAACAGGACCACCAGUAGUAAUAGUAACAAUAACUCCCAGCUCACCUCUCCCCUGGAGGCAAAAGGCACGUUCAACGGCAGCACAAGUCGUCCUCACAGCGAGAGCAGCGGCGAGUUCAGCUUGAGUUUGGAGCAGGAGGCCUGGUCCAGCAGCGGCAGCAGUCCCGUCCAGCAGGCUUCGUCGUCCCGCUCGUCCCGCCAGAGCCCCGGACCCACGCGGCAGUCCCUGGAACCCGCCGCCACGCCUGGUCAGAUCAGGAAAACGGCAUCCCCGGGCAGCGAGGUGCUUUCUCUGCAGCAGUUCCUGGACGAGGGAAUCGACCCUGCCGAGUCGGGCAGUCAGGAAAACCUCACAGUGGAAUCCCCCCGCCUCACCAUUUCUUCUGAACGCGCGCAGAAGGAGCACCCCGCCAUCCGGGGCCGCGGCAUCCUGCGCUCCUCCAGCGGCAAAGCGGCGCCGGUCACCGCCGACCGCCCGCCGCGCUCCUCGGGCCAGCCGGGGCGACCCAGCCUGCGCAAGGCUGAGAGCACCCGCGUGAGGGGCUCGGUCCGGCCCACCCUGUCGGCCCAGGCUCGGGCCACGUCGGUCUCAGAGCGACUGGACCGGGCGUCGGCGUCCACAUUACCCCGCGCCAGUAGCGUCAUCUCCACGGCCGAGGGCAGCUCGCGGCGCACCAGUAUCCACGACAUGCUGUCCAAGGACAACCGGCAGCCCGUGUCCGUCGACGGGGUCCAAGCCCCGCCCGAACCCAAUGUGGAGGGCAGAAAGUCAAAAAGCAGAAGUGGCGAGUGCUAAGCGCCACACGUGGUGGUCUUGGAGGUCCGAAGCCUGGUAGACAGACGGCGUGUAUACCGCGAGGAAAACGAUUGUAAACUCCCACCAUUUUGUUUAGUUGCCUCCCAACCCUUCAGUCGAGAAAAUGGCUUCCUUCUGUUUUGUUUUUCUUCCUUGAAUCAAGGAAACGGACGAAGAUGUAUCCAUUUUGUCAUUGUUUUCUACCCCUUUGUUUUUCGUAUAAUUUUUACCCCCCACCCGUGUGCCCUCUGCUGUGAUGUGCACUACUCUUUGUAAAGACAACAAUUCAAGUGCCAAAUCACAGCCUCCACCACAAUCUUCCCUCUACCCCCCACAAAAAAACAAAAACUGGAUGAUUCCUUUUGGAUCUUCUGUGAACUUUAAUCAAGGAUGACAGCAUGUACACGUGUGUUGCAUACAUUCAGCAUUGUGGACCUCCAAAAUGGGCAUGACGGCGCAAACAGCGGACCAAAUGGAACGCUUCCUGUACUGUUGGGAUUUUGGGAGACAAGCCAUGAGUGUCUGAUAUGAAAAGUUUGCACACCCCCUGUUCAAAAGACAGGUUUUUUUGUGAUGUAUAUAAAAAAGACACCAAGAUAAAUCAUUUCUAAAUGUUUUCCCCAUUAAUGUAACCUGCAACUGAAAAAAUGUGGUUGCACAAGUAUGCACACCCUCUUAUCACUGGGAUGCGGCUGUGUUCCAAAUUAACAUUCAAACUCGUGUUAACUGGGAGUCAGCACACACCAGCCACCAUUUAAAGUGCCUCUGAUGAACCCCAAAUAAACUUUGGAUGUUCUAGCCGGCUCUUUCCAACAUUUUGUGGUCAGUUCCGACAGCACAGGCAAUCUAUUUUAUGAAUGAUUUAUCUUAUAUAUCAAAAUAAACAUGUCUUUGAACAGUGGUGUGUAAGACUUUCUAUGGACUGUGUGAGGGAUGCUUCGACAAUAAUGUAACACCUUAGCUAUCACUUAAUUCCAUAGUUGUUUUUUUUUUUGUCAUCUUGCACUCUGGAAGACCUUACCAAAAGCACACACACAUACAGUACAUGCGCGCACAUUCUGUGAACAAAGUGCAUUCUUGUUGCUAUGGCGAUGCGUUUUCCCUCAGUUUCCAUUUUUACACAAACCCAUUUGAUGUAAUUAAAAUUCACAAAUUAA
This is a messenger RNA of Hippocampus comes (tiger tail seahorse), 6419 nucleotides long. RefSeq names its product coiled-coil domain containing 88Ab (gene ccdc88ab). Gene Ontology annotation, biological process: cytoskeleton-dependent intracellular transport; cytoplasmic microtubule organization. Gene Ontology annotation, molecular function: microtubule binding; dynein light intermediate chain binding. Gene Ontology annotation, cellular component: centrosome; cytoplasm. Bases 13 to 5262 code for a protein of 1749 amino acids. Lineage: Eukaryota; Metazoa; Chordata; Actinopteri; Syngnathiformes; Syngnathidae. The transcript has 34 exons. The record is from RefSeq and is a predicted model, not a curated record.